Olea europaea var. sylvestris is the source of this 628-nucleotide messenger RNA. Its product is annotated as heme-binding-like protein At3g10130, chloroplastic. The coding region runs from base 94 to 468 and encodes 124 amino acids. The record is from RefSeq and is a predicted model, not a curated record. Lineage: Eukaryota; Viridiplantae; Streptophyta; Magnoliopsida; Lamiales; Oleaceae. The transcript has 3 exons.
UUCAAAGGCGACAAAGAUGGGGGUUUCACCGUAUUAGCCAAUUACAUAGGAGCAUUCGGCAACCCGCAGAACACUAAACCUGAAAAAAUCGCCAUGACCGCUCCGGUGAUAACCAAGGAAUCAGAAAAAAUAGCCAUGACAGCCCCUGUAGUGACCAAAACAGCUGGAAAUGAUAAAUUGAUGACUAUGCAGUUUAUAUUGCCGUCAAAAUACACCACGGCAGAGGAGGCGCCACGGCCGGUGGAUGAACGGGUGGUGAUAAGGGAGGAGGGAGAGAGGAAAUACGGGGUGGUGCGGUUCAGUUGGGUGGCUAGUGAUAAGGUUGUGGCGGAGAAGGUGGAGAAUUUGAAGAAAUGGUUGGCAAGAGAUGGGUACAAGGUGAGUGGGGAUUUUGUUUUGGCUAGGUAUAAUCCUCCUUGGACUUUGCCUCCAUUCAGGACUAAUGAGGUUUUCAUUCCGAUUGAGUGAGUGAUUUUGAUAUUAGUCUGGAGAUGUUUACUGGGUUCGAAUUAUUUAAUGCUUAUGUUAGCUAGUUCUUAUAGCUUGAUGAUGGUUGUGUAUUCAUAAAGUAUAAUUUUGCAUAUUUAAAAUGACAUUUUGAUAAUGAAUAAAUUGUAUUUUUUGUUUA